Molecule: messenger RNA, 3418 nt
Organism: Trachemys scripta elegans
Lineage: Eukaryota; Metazoa; Chordata; Testudines; Emydidae
Gene: LRRTM2
Product: leucine rich repeat transmembrane neuronal 2
Exons: 2
Coding region: 414-1964 (516 amino acids)
Molecular function (GO): protein binding
Source: RefSeq, a predicted model, not a curated record
GUACCGUUUCCCUGAAAAGCUUUUCAGUAAAUGCACUCAUGCUACUACAGGAGCUUCUCUCAGCAAUAAGCCACCCAUCUGCCAUCAACAAGUUAAGACUAAAAGAACCCACAGCCGCGGAAAAAGAAGGUGAGCUUCAAUUAAACCACUGAGCAGUCACAGGAGGAGGAAAAACAACAACAACUUAUAUUCAGCAUUGAUUCCACAAUUACAGACCUGUCACAUGAAAUCAAGCCAACGAAUUUAAAAGGAGUAUUUUGAGAGAGUAUGGUGGAUUCAGUCUUACACUAAUAUCAAAGGACACUAGAAAACAGUAAAUUAUUCAAAGGCUAUCUUACAUUAGAGCCUUUUACAGACUCACUGCGUUGAGUCUAAAACUACGACUGAAUGCAACCUCCAAUGUACUCGAAAGAAUGGGCUUACAUUUCAAGUGGCCAUUAGGGGCUCCUAUGCUGGCAGCACUAUAUGCAAUGAGUAUGGUUUUAAAAUUGCUGCCUGCCUUGGGCAUGGCUUGUCCACCAAAAUGUCGCUGUGAGAAGCUGCUCUUUUACUGUGACUCUCAGGGGUUUCACUCAGUGCCAAACACCACUGACAAGGGCUCUCUAGGUUUGUCACUGAGGCACAAUUAUAUUUCUGAACUUGAAAGGGAUCAAUUUGCAAGCUUCAGUCAACUUACUUGGCUUCACUUAGAUCAUAAUCAAAUUGCAACAGUAAGAGAAGAUUCUUUUCAAGGACUAUAUAAACUUAAGGAAUUAAUCCUAAAUUCAAACAAAAUCUUUUAUUUGCCAAACACAACUUUUAGCCAAUUGCUGAACCUGCAAAAUUUGGACCUCUCUUUUAAUCAGUUAUCCUCUCUGCAUCCUGAGUUGUUUUAUGGACUUCGCAAACUGCAGACCUUGCAUUUACGUUCCAACUCCCUGCGGACUAUCCCAGUCCGCCUUUUCUGGGACUGUCGUAGUCUGGAGUUUCUGGAUUUGAGCACAAAUCGCUUGCGAAGUUUGGCUCGCAAUGGAUUUGCAGGAUUAAUCAAACUGAGGGAGCUUCACCUAGAGCACAACCAGCUGACAAAGAUUAAUUUUGCUCAUUUCCUACGGCUAAGCAGUCUGCACACGCUCUUCUUGCAGUGGAACAAAAUUAGCAACUUGACAUGUGGGAUGGAGUGGACCUGGGGCACCUUAGAAAAGCUAGAUUUGACUGGAAAUGAAAUCAAAGCCAUUGAUUUGACAGUUUUUGAAACUAUGCCUAAUCUUAAAAUACUCCUAAUGGAUAACAACAAGCUAACCACUCUGGAUUCCAAGAUCUUAAAUUCACUUACAUCCAUAACUACGGUGGGCCUCUCCAGCAAUCUGUGGGAAUGCAGUCCAAAGAUAUGUGAAUUAGCCACAUGGCUGAGUGGUUUUCAAGGUCGGUGGGAGCACUCCAUACUAUGCCACAGCCCAGACCACACCCAAGGAGAGGAUAUUCUAGAUGCAGUUUACGGUUUUCAGCUUUGCUGGAAUUUAUCAACUAUUGUUACAUCCAUGGUUACAAGUUACAGCUCUCCAACUACUGAGUAUACAAAAAGAAUAAGCUCAUCAAAUUUCCAUAUGGGAGACAAAGAAAUUCCAACUACUGCAGGCAUAGUCGUUACUACUGAAGAACAUUUCACUGAACCAAACAAUGCCAUCUUCACUCAACGGGUAAUUACAGGAACAAUGGCUUUAUUAUUUUCUUUCUUUUUUAUCAUUUUUAUAGUGUUCAUCUCCAGAAAAUGCUGCCCUCCCACAUUAAGAAGAAUUAGGCAGUGUUCAAUGAUUCAAAACCACAGGCAACUCCGAUCCCAAACACGGCUACAUAUGUCAAACAUGUCAGACCAAGGACCAUAUAAUGAAUAUGAACCCACCCAUGAAGGACCUUUCAUCAUCAUUAAUGGCUAUGGACAGUGCAAGUGUCAGCAGCUGCCAUAUAAAGAAUGUGAAGUAUAAUAUCUACAAGUCAUCAAAAAUUAAACCAGAUAAGUAAUCUAUUUUAAAAUUGAUGGGGACUUGCAUAUGAUUCUAAUUUUUACAAAUGUUGACAUAAACCCUAAUUUUCCAAACUAUUUAAUGGAAGCAUUGUUUUUGAAGUGGUGCAGUAUUUUAGAGUUUUUUUUUUAAAUAAAACCAUAUUUUCAGUGUUAAAGCAAUGAUUACAUUAAAUUUGCACUCAAUGUUUGAAAGUCAAAAAGAUGCUCACCUCAAAACAUGUAAAAUGUUUCAUGUUAUGUAAUUAUAUGACUAUGUGUAAACAUUUAUACUUAAGUCUCCAUAGUCUACUUUUUCUAAUGAAAAUAGUCUGGAUGAAAGGAAUCUAGAUAGAUGCACACAGAUCUGUGAGGGAACAUGCAUUACAUUUGUUCCACUGUAGCUAUGUGAUCACAAACAUUCCAGUUGGCUCGGUUCACUUUUCAAGGUAGACUUACAGGAAGAUUUUCCUUUUGUGAUAAUCUGACUCUAAAAUCUACAAUCGGAGAAGAAUGGGAAAGGGAUUUUUCAAGUGUAUUGAGACUGGUGAUUUUAAAUACUGUUUUCCUACCUCCAUAUCCAUAGUCAGCCUUGCCUAAAUGUAUCUUUGCUAAAGCUCACAGCAAAUUUGCAACACAGCAGUUUUAUACAGUUACAAACUGACUCUCCAAAUGCUUACAAAGUACUCAAGUGCUUAUGUAGGAAGGCUUGAUACAACGCAAUCAAUUCUAAGUAUUAAAUGUGUUUAACUCUUAUUAGACCUCUGGUUUGACUUGAUAAUUGGCAUAGCUUUUCAAAUAAUUUAGGCAAAUUAUUUGGGACUAUGAAUGAAGGGUAUUUCAACAGCUUCUCGUGUGUAAAUACCCUGAAUGCAAAUUUUAAUUAAAAGUAAAUAUCAAUUUUGGGGUAAAAAGGGACUAGGGAGGGAAGAAGCCUCUCCUCUCCUCCCCAUAGCAGUUUCUUCAUCUUGCCUAGAAGCUAUUUUCAUGCACUAACGCGACUGGUUUCUCUGGAGACAGAAUUAGCCCCUGCAAUAUAAGCUUUCACUUAUCCUAUUCUUGUGAAACCCCCAAUCUUCCCAAAGUCAAAGUAGUUAAACUUUUUUAUUUAAUUGUUCAGUUGAUAAAAUUAUAAUUAGCUUAGAAAGUAUUUAAUUGAAAAAUGUUUCAUUUUAUUCUUCAGUGAUAUGAGAUUGAAUUUAACGUCGUAUGCUAUUUGCAUUUUUUUUUUUUUUAAAUAAAAUUACUCACCUUGGAAACUCAUUUUCUUUUAUCCAGAAGUAGCAUGUGCUAUAAACACUAUUAUGAAAUUACAUGUAAAUAUUUGGAGAUCUAUGCAGCCACAGUGGUAUCAGACACCACAAAUAAAUAUAAAAUUACAAUAUUUUUAAGAAAAUUGCUCAAAUAUUGUAAACUUUAACCAAAGUUACUAGACCG